This is a messenger RNA of Drosophila grimshawi, 1395 nucleotides long. RefSeq names its product cold shock domain-containing protein CG9705. The coding region runs from base 397 to 825 and encodes 142 amino acids. Lineage: Eukaryota; Metazoa; Arthropoda; Insecta; Diptera; Drosophilidae. The record is from RefSeq and is a predicted model, not a curated record. Gene Ontology annotation, cellular component: cytoplasm. Gene Ontology annotation, molecular function: mRNA 3'-UTR binding. The transcript is spliced from 4 exons. Gene Ontology annotation, biological process: regulation of mRNA stability.
AAUCGAGUACAAAGUGUGUGGUAUCGAAGUACUCUACUCUAGGUGCUCUACAAACCUUUUUGACGCCGCCGACGCCAUUCAUUUUUGGUUUUGGAACGAAAACGAACCGAUUUAAUUUGCUUAUUAGCCGUAUGAGUUGUGCGAAAAUUACGCCUAAAUAAUUGCAGAGUUUAUUGUGAGCGUCAAGCUAAACACAAAUUGUAAAACCGUCGCGCGCUUUUCGGUAUUAGUCAAUUGCCGGCACACUGCCAUUGCAGAGUUUGGCAACCAAAUUGCAUCAGUAUUAGUAAACUUGAUAUAAAUUACAGAACAUUGAAAUACGAGACCCUUUACAUUUUGGGUGGAAGUGCGUUCAAUUAACAUUCACUGCCGAUUUAGGAAAUAACAGCAGCAACAAUGGCCGAGCCAAAAACACCCGAAAAGAUGCUGUCCACGAAGCCGCCAAUUUAUCAUCAAAAUAGCCAUAGUCCAAACGCUUCGCUGCAGCUACCGAGCCCAAUAAUCACGCGACGCACACGCACGGCCUCGACUUCGGCACGCGCCAUGGAAAAUCCAGUUGUUAGCGGUGUUGUGAAAUCUUUUAGCCGCACCAAAGGACAUGGCUUCAUAACGCCCAAUGGCGGCGGCGAGGACGUUUUCUGCCAUGUUUCCGACAUUGAAGGUGAAUAUGUGCCCAUGGAGGGUGAUGAGGUCAAGUAUCGGUUGUGCGCCAUACCGCCAAAAUUCGAGAAACAUCAGGCUGUGCACGUGCAUAUUAGCAAUCUGACGCCCGAGGUGCACCACAAGUGGGAGGAGUCCGUUUUCUGUGGAUCCCCGGCCAAAUAAGAAUCUGAGCCAUCAGUUGCAGCAACCUUCCACAGUUUAUUUAACUGAAGCACGCCAGGCGAGCGCAAACAAAGUAAAUGAAAAAAAGCAUAGAAAAAAAAAAUACACAAAAAACAAAAUUGAACAGUUAAUGGAAAAACUGAUAACGUCUACGAUCAACGUAAAAACAAGAAGAGUAAAUGAAAGAGAGCAUGCAGAAAUGCGACUUUAUCAAUCGUACACGCCACACAUAACACAAACAUAUAACACACACAAAACAACCCUACACACAUACACACAGCCAAGCCAGCCAGUCUCAAUUAAAAAUCUUUAUUAGAUAAGCUAAGCAAAAAGUUACUCAGUCUCAAAUGUGUUAGACUUUUUUUUUUUAAAAAAAGAAGAAAAGAUUGAAACCUGUUUUAAAAAUAUUAUGAAUUUGUAUUGAAAUGGAAUCUGUUAAUCGUGAUUUCGAAUUGGAGCCUGUAACAGCACAUGAAUACUUAAGUUUUGAUUGUAAUUUAAUUAUACCAAUAUGUAUUCGCAAACAGAAAUGUAUGAGCAAAGCAACAGCCCGAACCACUUCAAAUAACA